Cimex lectularius (bed bug) is the source of this 860-nucleotide messenger RNA. RefSeq names its product allatostatin-A receptor-like. The record is from RefSeq and is a predicted model, not a curated record. Bases 123 to 827 code for a protein of 234 amino acids. Gene Ontology annotation, cellular component: membrane. Gene Ontology annotation, molecular function: G protein-coupled peptide receptor activity. Lineage: Eukaryota; Metazoa; Arthropoda; Insecta; Hemiptera; Cimicidae. The transcript has a single exon. Gene Ontology annotation, biological process: neuropeptide signaling pathway.
UUAAAUUUCAGAAAGAAACCAAAUUCGCAGAUAUCAAAAGGAGCAGAGUCGGACGGAGGUCGUGGCGGGGCGGUUGCCGAGGGGAGAAGGGAUGUUGAAUCAGUCUGGUGUGAGCAGUGGACAUGAGCGGGUCUCCGACUGACGCCCUCGAGGGCGUAACCGUUUUUCGAGACGUUAACUGUACGAAUGAAACUGCAAAAAUACCCGAGUCAUGUUUCAACUAUUCCGUCGGUAUGGAGGUCGAGGGCGAACACCUCAUGGAGUACAUCGUGUCCAUAGUCGUACCCAUACUUUUUGGAAUAAUUAUAAUUUUGGGCCUGAUCGGUAAUUUCCUUGUUGUGGUCGUAGUCGCCGCGAACCAGCAGAUGAGGAGCACGACGAAUCUGCUCAUCAUCAAUUUGGCCAUUGCUGACCUCCUUUUUAUCGUUUUCUGCGUCCCGUUUACGGCGACGGAUUACAUAUUUCCAUUCUGGCCCUUCGGGGACAUAUGGUGUAAAAUGGUACAGUACUUGAUCGUAGUCACAGCAUACGCGUCGGUCUACACGCUUGUUCUCAUGUCGGUGGACCGCUUCCUCGCCGUCGUCCAUCCGAUCGCUUCCAUGUCGGUCAGGACCGAAAAGAACGCCCUCACCGCGAUCGUCGUCACGUGGUUUUUUAUUGUAAUUUCAAAUAUCUACGUUAUCUUUUGCCACGGCGAAGUUCCGUAUACGUAUUCUCCGGAGACGGAUCAUACAUCUUGCAUUUUCCUCGAAGUCCAUGACGAAAUCCGACCGAAUGGAUGCAACAAGCCGGCUUUCCAGGUUGGUCAAACACCCCCAAAAAGUUAAAUGUGCUCGUGUACCCAACAGCAGAUUCCAGGA